GACCCGGCCGGCCGGCCGGUACGCGGUUGCGCUUUCGUGCAACGAGCCGGCGACCUAAACGUGCAGUCGUACGCAUACGUCGAUCAGUCACGGUCGCCGCUCGCCAAUGGCCGCUGUGGAGGUGGAAUUCCGGCUCCCACUCCCCGUCACACCAGCAGCUGCAGCUACAAAAUCCAUACGCACACUUCCUCGCCCAGCAGCCGAUCCUCCGGUCCGCUGACUCGCUCGCGUCGCGUGUGGUGGAUAGAGCACCCAGCUCUUCGGCUCCGUUCGCACGAGCUGGGCCGGGGCUUCUGCAGCUCUGCUGGUCUGCGGCAGCUGAUUGGGGGGGUCAGGUGCCUAGGUGGGGAGAGGAGUUUGGGCGGCGACCGAGCAUGCCGCCGGCUGCGCCGCGGUCGUGGAUGUGGUCGUGCGGGUGGUGCGGGAGGAGGAGGAGUGGCGGGGGCGCGGGUGAGACCGGUGGUGGGUCGGGCGCGCCGGGGCGGGGGCGCGAGGGGGAGGAGUGGAGCCUCUUCAUGGACCUGCACGUGCUGGAGGCCGCCACGGCCAACUUCUCCGACGAUAACCUCCUCGGCCGCGGCGGCUUCGGCCCGGUCUACAAGGGGGUGAUGGAGAACGGGCAGCAUAUUGCUGUGAAGAAGCUGUCGCUAGGGUCACGGCAGGGCGUGCGUGAAUUCCUGAACGAGGUCCGGCUUCUUCUCAAGGUGCAGCACCGGAACCUGGUGUCCCUACUUGGCUGCUGUGCUUCCUCCGGACAAAAGAUGCUUGUCUAUCCCUACUUUCCCAAUGGCAGCCUCGACCAUAUUCUCUUCGACAGGAAGAAGAGUGUACAGCUAGAUUGGCCAAAACGAUACCAGAUAAUCAUUGGAUUAGCCAGAGGCCUCCUCUAUCUUCAUGAAGAAUCUCCAGUAAAGAUCAUCCACAGGGACAUCAAGGCCAGCAACGUGCUCCUUGACGACCAGCUGAACCCAAAGAUUUCAGAUUUCGGCAUGGCGAGGCUCUUCCUUGAAGAUGCCACACACGUGAACACAUUCAGAAUCUCCGGUACAUUUGGUUACAUGGCUCCAGAGUACGCGAUGAACGGCUACUUGUCUGCAAAGACUGACGUCUUCAGCUUCGGGAUCCUGGUGCUGGAGAUAGUGAGCGGACGGAAGAACAUGGUUCGUCAUCUUGACGAUGAGAAAAUCGACCUCUUGAAUUAUACAUGGAAGCUGUCCGAGGAAGGAAGGUCGCUGGAGAUCGUGGACCCAUCUGUGCCCGACUGGAACACCGAGCAGGCACUGCUGUGCAUCCAGCUCGGCCUGCUGUGCUGCCAGGCCGUCGUGUCGGACCGGCCGGACAUGAACAGCGUGCACCUCAUGCUGUCAAGCGACUCAUUCACCUUCCCGAAGCCCGGGAAGCCGGCGAUCCACGGGCGGACCGGCCGGUGGAUGACCACCACCGCGUCGACCUCGGCGUCGGGCUCCGGCGCCUCCAACACGAACACCGCCAGCACGUUCGGCACCGACACGAACACGACGAAGGCCUCAACGUUGGGCAAUAUUGCCGAGGACGAGUCCAGGAACUCCAUUUCCAUAUCCUUCACCACGGAAGGCCGGUAAAAUUAAACAAUGUGAGAACGGUGUAAGUAAAUGAGUAAGACUAUAAUGGUGUGAUUUGAACAAGGGUAAUGUUCUUAAUUGUCAGCUAGGUUGAUUUGUAGAAUUUCUUUCGUAUGGAGUACAGUUGAGAACGCAGACCAGCUGGUUUCACUAACAAGAGGAGGAGGAACCUACAGUUUGCCAGCUACAAAUUGUUACCGCGUUCUUCGUGUUUUUUUUUU
This is a messenger RNA of Phragmites australis (common reed), 1822 nucleotides long. Its product is annotated as cysteine-rich receptor-like protein kinase 44. Lineage: Eukaryota; Viridiplantae; Streptophyta; Magnoliopsida; Poales; Poaceae. The record is from RefSeq and is a predicted model, not a curated record. The transcript has 5 exons. Gene Ontology annotation, molecular function: protein kinase activity; ATP binding. Gene Ontology annotation, biological process: protein phosphorylation. Bases 375 to 1601 code for a protein of 408 amino acids.